CUUCCUGCGUGCUGCCCUCCCCGGCCCCGCCUCCGCGGCUCCCGCCCUAGAGCGGUUGGGAUUUGAAUCUGCCGCGGGCUGCAGCCGGAAGUGUCGAACCCCUAGCCAGGCAUGGAGAUCCACUACCCCGGUGUGCGGUCCCCGGUGCAAGAGCAGCGUGCCCGCUGGGAGCGGAAACGCGCUUGCACCGCCCAGGAGCUGCUAGAGACUGAGCGGCGCUACCAAGAACAGCUGGGGCUGGUGACCACGUACUUUUUGGGGAUCCUGAAAGCCAAGGGGACCCUGCGACCACCUGAGCUCCAGGCCCUGUUUGGCUCCUGGGAGCUCAUCUGCGGCGCCAGCCAGGAGCUGCUUCCCUACCUGGAAGGAGGAUGCUGGGGCCAAGGGCUGGAGGGCUUCUGCCGCCACUUGGAGCUCUAUAACCAAUUUGCUGCCAACUCAGAGAGAUCCCAGACCACCCUGCAGGAGCAGCUAAAGAAAAAUAAAGGUUUCCGGAGGUUUGUGCGGCUUCAGGAAAGCCGCCCUGAGUUUGGGGGCCUUCAGCUCCAGGACCUACUCCCUCUGCCUCUGCAGCGGCUCCAGCAGUAUGAGAAUCUCGUCGUUGCUUUGGCUGAAAACACAGGUCCCAACAGCCCUGACCAUCAACAGCUCACACGGGCUGCCCGACUGAUAAGUGAGACUGCCCAGAGAGUCCACACUAUUGGUCAGAAACAGAAGAAUGACCAGCACCUUCGGCGUGUCCAGGCUCUGCUCAGUGGACGCCAGGCAAAGGGGCUGACCUCAGGGCGCUGGUUCCUACGCCAGGGCUGGCUGUUGGUGGUGCCUCCCCAUGGGGAGCCUCGGCCCCGCAUGUUCUUCCUCUUCACUGAUGUGCUCCUCAUGGCCAAGCCUCGACCUCCACUGCACCUGCUGCAGAGUGGCACCUUUGCCUGCAAGGCCCUCUACCCCAUGGCCCAGUGUCAACUCAGCAGGGUCUUUGGCCACUCAGGAGGCCCUUGUGGUGGGCUGCUCAGUCUCCAUGGAAACAGCAAGGGCUUCAGCUUUAGCCUGGACCUUUCUGAGCCAUGCGCUAAGAGGUGGUCUCUCUCUAGCUGUCCUUCCCUCAUGAGAAGCUACUGCUUAUGUCCACAGACCAGGAGGAGCUGUCACGCUGGUACCACAGUCUGACUUGGGCUAUCAGCAGCCAGAAAAACUAGAGGAGUCUUACAGAUUCCAGAACUCAGGAUACCUCAGGGAUAGGUCACAGCCAGGACUACAAAGGAAUCUUCUUCAGCACUGAACAAAAUAGAACCCUUCAUGAUUUGACAAAGGUCACUUUGUGUUUGCCUGGACCAAGCUACUCAAGAUCACCUGACCAACUCUUAAAAAUCACGACCAGGCACAGUGGCUCAUGCCUGUAAUCCCAGCACUUUGGGAAGCAGAGGUGGGAGGAUCAUUUGAGCCCGGGAGUUCAAGACCAGCCUGGGCAACAAUGAGUGAGACCCUGUCUCUAUUUAAGAAAUUUUAUUACAAAAGAAGAAUCAGGAAACCAAGUCUGACCCAAGUGAACCAGCCCCUAUCACAGCUGAGGGGAUUUGGGACUGAUAAGCUCCAUGCUGUGUCCAUGGCCCAUCAUUUAUCAAGGCUGCAGCUUUGUAAAUGUGGCUAUUUUUAUGUUGUGUAUAGUUUCUAUCAUUUAUUUUUCCACUGGAUUUGAGUAAAGUUUUUUUCUUUUUGGGGGGAAAGACCCUUCUGUCUCAGUUUUGCUAUGAGAAAAGGGAUUUU
Rhinopithecus roxellana (golden snub-nosed monkey) is the source of this 1764-nucleotide messenger RNA. RefSeq names its product Rho guanine nucleotide exchange factor 39 (gene ARHGEF39). Gene Ontology annotation, cellular component: plasma membrane. Gene Ontology annotation, biological process: positive regulation of cell migration. The record is from RefSeq and is a predicted model, not a curated record. The transcript has 9 exons. The coding region runs from base 112 to 1167 and encodes 351 amino acids. Lineage: Eukaryota; Metazoa; Chordata; Mammalia; Primates; Cercopithecidae. Gene Ontology annotation, molecular function: guanyl-nucleotide exchange factor activity.